Messenger RNA from Leptosia nina, 582 nucleotides. The record is from the annotation of a GenBank genome assembly. NCBI's taxonomy places the organism in Eukaryota, Metazoa, Arthropoda, Insecta, Lepidoptera, Pieridae.
AUGGAACGGAGUUUUGCUGCGUUAUCUAAUGCUUUUUUAGCACAAAAUGAGUUUGUUAACAAAGCGUUGCGGUCUAUUAUAGAUUGGUCCUCUCAGUCGGACGUUAUACUUAAUUCUUCUUCUAUUUAUGAUAAAUUAAAAGAAUUUUUCGGUCAAAACUCGGAAUAUAAGGCGGUUUCUCAUGACAUUUUGCAAAUAAUUUGCGGAAAACGUGCUGAAGCUUUAGAGUUACGACGUAAAACAUUGCUUACAAAUUUAAAAAGAAAAUAUGUAAGAGAAGAUUUGGACAAAAUUCCGCCUUCUGCAGAAUAUAUGUUUAAUCCGGAAAUAUUAUCUACAUAUUUACAAAAAAUGGGUGGUACUGAUAAAAUUGAUAAGAUCGUUGGGUCUCAACCUAAGACGCGAGGCAAGUCGCCAGCGCACGGCAAUCCACCUAUGCCUUCUACGUCUCAAGAAAAGCCCUUUCGUGUUAAACAGUACAAUGCAAAGCAAAAUCAUAAAAAACAAAACACGGAAGAUUUUGAUAAAAAACAAAGGGGGGGACGCAAAUCUAAUAGAGUUAAUAAAUAUAAGCAUAAAUGA